CACACAGAACUUGACAGAGGCGGUGCCGUUUUUCAUGAACUUUCCUGUGACUUUUCCGUGUUUUUUUUUGUUUGUUGUCGGACUAAUAUGAGUCAGAACCAUGUGUCGGGAAUGGAGGCGUCCGCAGUCUCGGUCCUGAAGCGGGCGGUGGAGCUGGACCAGAGCGGGCGCCUGCAGGAGUCUCUGGUCUGCUACCAGGAAGGAAUCCAGCUCCUCAUAGACGUCCUCAAAGUCGUGAAAGAUGAGACCAAGAGAGGACACUACAGGGACAAGAUCAAACGGUACAUGGACCGAGCUGAGCAGAUCAAAAACCACGUCAGCCAGUUGAAAGAAGAUGGCAAGUACCACGAGCAGAUCAAAAUAGCAGAGGAGGCCACUGGAUACAGCUACGAGGCUUUGUUCAAACCCUACAUCAGCAGUGCUUUGACGGAGGUCUGGGUGGAAGAUCCUUAUAUCAGACACACACAUCAGCUGUACAACUUCCUCCGAUUUUGUGAGAUGCUUUUAAAAGCCUCCUGCCAGGUGAAAACGGUGCACCUGCUCACCUCACAGGACGAGGCCGACAGCAAACAGCAGAGCAGCGCUCUGGCUGAGGUGAAAGAAAGCCUGGCCAGUCAUGGAGUGACUCUGGACCUUCAGUUUUCCACUAGCAUCCACGACCGGGAGAUCAGGUUCGACAACGGCUGGAUUAUCAAGAUAGGUCGAGGGCUGGAUUACUUCAAAAGACCUAAAGGCCGAUUCUCUGUUGGAUACUGCGACUACGACCUGCGUCCGUGCCAGGAGACGACCGUGGACAUAUUUCACACUAAACACACUAAAACACUCUGAGAUUCUUGCUUGAUAGCUUUUUAAACAUUUGCUUUUAUUCGUCACAGAAAAUCUUACACAUUUUUUAUACAAAUGUGAAAUAAUUUUUCUUUUCAUUGACAGUCAAGAAACCUUCAUUUAACUUUAUUUAUUUCACCAUCGCAAGACUUCACUCUGGAGGUUUUCAGGUUCUGACCACUGCAGAUGGUUUUGACCAGAGGUUUACAGUAGUGGUCGUAAUGUUAUGACUGUAUUUCAUCGUCACUGUCUGUGGACUUUUCUUGCAGCCUCUCAGCAACAAGGUUGUGGGUUUGAAUCCUGUUGUCUGUGUGUGAUUAAGCACGGUAAUGAAAUAAAGUACUUCAAUGGUUUAUAAUAUUUAUGAAGCUGUUAUUUUGUAUGAUUUUGACUGCAUUUGAACGUAUCAUUCUCUCACCGGUGUCUCUGCUUCUUGGUCUCUCGACCGCUUGCUGUGACAGUGAUGAUGGAUGAGUUGUGUUUGUGCGUGGAAUCUCUGAGGUCUUCGGCCUUGAAACACUUCCUGCCUCAUUUCCUCUCAGCAUUUUGUAAAAAAAAAAAAACCCAAAAACACAAAAUUCUACUUUCAAAAAUCUGCAAACAUAAUUUCACCACUGGCACGAAUUGCAACCCGCACGAGUUCACACAGCCCUGCGAUCGGAUUAUUCAUCGGCCUUAAUCUCGAUGUGCAGUUCAUCACAGCAAGAAAUUAUAAUCCAUCAGAGUUAUGACCAAAUAAACCAAGAUGGAGUGGCUCCAGCUCUAUAUGUCUGGAUAUUAGCACAUCGCUCUCACAGCUUGACGUCCAGGCUGUAAUCUGAUAAUAAGAUAAGACAUGCUCACACGCUAAUAGUCUCCCUCAUGUGCAGAUUAAAGGGCAUAAAUCCAUGAAUGGAGUUAUGAAGUAAAACCGCCGCCCAGACUCUGAUGUCACGCUGGACUGCAUGCGGUUUGUUGCUUGUAAUCCAGAUGUUACCAGCUGGGUUUAUAUGCUGGAAGAGGAGAUGAGGAUUAGUGAAAUGAGGAGCCUCAUCAGCGGUGCUCUUCAGCAAACACAUGCGAAGGUUCAACUUCCUGUCACCCUCUCGGCGAGUGGAGCCAAGAGGCCGGCAUGCUCUGAUCCCCACCUCGGCCGGGUUCACUUCCCGUGUGGAUUAACUGGAGAAACAGCCUUUUUCUCUCAGUCGUAAACAUUUGUUUACUCGUGAGUCGUCGCAAAAAACAUGAGAGACGGUAAACAGAAGCGGCACGACACCGAGUGCCGCUCCAGCAGGUGCCUUCCUGAACGUAGCAGUGGUGUUUCUCUCAUUUUCACGGGAUGAUUCGUGGUUCAUUUUUCCUUAAUGUUUCAAUUUGAUUUACUCUUCUUGAGCAGCAUUUUGUGUUGUCUGUCAACAUAUUUAAUGUUACCAGAUUUUAAUUUUAUUAACUAAAACUUGAGCUUUUCCAUCAAUCAAUGCACUUUUUGCACACAUUUAUUUAUUUCAGACUAAUUUGCAUUUAUUUAUUAUUUGAAUAUUGAUAUAUAUCCACAGCAAAGUUAGUGAGGACA
Molecule: messenger RNA, 2377 nt
Organism: Synchiropus splendidus (mandarinfish)
Lineage: Eukaryota; Metazoa; Chordata; Actinopteri; Syngnathiformes; Callionymidae
Gene: mitd1
Product: MIT, microtubule interacting and transport, domain containing 1
Exons: 7
Coding region: 88-828 (246 amino acids)
Biological process (GO): midbody abscission
Cellular component (GO): midbody
Source: RefSeq, a predicted model, not a curated record